AUGCUUAGAGGUCCGUCACCCACACCUAUCCAAUUCCACUGCAUUCCACCAGCUCUUCAGGACAGAGAUGUUAUAGGUGCUGCUAAAACAGGGUCUGGAAAGACCCUGGCAUUUGUGAUUCCUAUAUUAGAAAAGCUGUCGGUGGACCCGUAUGGAAUUUUUGCUUGUCUUACACCAACCCGUGAAUUAGCUUACCAGAUUACAGAUCAGUUUAAGGGUCUUGGAGCUCCUAUGGCCUUACGGACAAGUGUAAUUGUUGGAGGGAUGGAUCGGCUGCAGCAGACAGCUGAAUUAAGUCGUUCACCUCACAUUGUUGUUGCUACACCAGGACGUUUAGCUGACAUCCUAGAAACAUCAGAUUUGUCAUUGAAAAGGAUAAAGUUUCUGGUCUUAGAUGAAGCUGACAGACUCAUGGAUGGUAGAUUUGAUAAACAGCUGAAAACCAUUUGGUCAUCACUACCAGAAAAAAGGCAGACUCUUUUAUACAGCAAAACAAUAACAGACAGAGUACAACGUAUGAAAGAUCUUGCUUCCUCAGAUGUCUUCCUAUGGGAAGCAGAUUAUUCAAAGCAAGCCACUGUCACAGAGCUAGACGAGCAAUAUUCAUUAGUGAACCCAAUUGUUCUAGAUGCUACCUUGGUUGCUGUGAUAUUAGAACAACAAAAGCAAGAUCCUAAGGGCCUCAUCAUUGUCUUUACAGACACUUGUAAAAGCACGCAGGUUGUCAUAGCUAUAGCAGAUAUUUACCAGAUGCAAUAG
This is a messenger RNA of Macrobrachium nipponense, 759 nucleotides long. Its product is annotated as probable ATP-dependent RNA helicase DDX49. Lineage: Eukaryota; Metazoa; Arthropoda; Malacostraca; Decapoda; Palaemonidae. Gene Ontology annotation, molecular function: ATP binding; nucleic acid binding. The record is from RefSeq and is a predicted model, not a curated record.